Molecule: messenger RNA, 1631 nt
Organism: Astrephomene gubernaculifera
Lineage: Eukaryota; Viridiplantae; Chlorophyta; Chlorophyceae; Chlamydomonadales; Astrephomenaceae
Source: the annotation of a GenBank genome assembly
GGAGAUGCGGUGGAGGUUCACAACGCGGAGGAGGGGCUGGUGGGCGGCUGGUUCCCCGCGCGGCUGGUGCAGCUGGCGGACCCGCAGGUCGGGUACGGCCUGGUGGAGUACGAGGAGCUGCAGGUCAGCGAGGAGCCCGGCGCCCCCAAGCUGUCCGAGUGGUUCCCGCUGCCUGGCUGCCCCCGCCUGCUGAACCCCUCAGCCGCACGCAACGCGCUCCCACCCCCACCCGGGGUGCCGGGCGCGGAGCAGCAGCAGCAGCAACGGCCAGUGCACUGCAGGCGGGGGUACGCGGUGCGCCCCGUGCCGCCCGCCCAGCUGGCCGCCAGCCCGGUGUCUCCGCCGCUGCGGCUGGGCAUGUUGGUGGACGUGUACCAUGAAGGCGCCUGGUGGACGGCGCAGCUGCUGGCGGUGACCGGGCCGCAGCAGCGGGUGCAGGCGGCGGCACUGGGGCCGGCAGCAGCAGCGGCUGCAGGACCCGCCGCAGGAGCUGGGGGGGUUGCUUCUGCAGCGCCAGAGGCCGCUGCUGGGGGGCAGGCAGGCGACAGCGCCGCUGCUGUUGCGGCGGCGGCGGCUGCGGGUCCCAGUAACAGGGACGGUAGCAAUGGUGGUAGCAGCAGCAGCGGGUGCGGUGUGCUGCUGCAUGUCCAGUUGCUGGACGCAUCAGAGCGAUUGAUGGUGCCCCUGGAGCGCUCCCGGGCUGCGGUGGUGUGGGAGGAGAGCAGGGCGAGCUGGAGCCUGGCGCCACCGCCGGCGCUGCCCCGAGGAGAGGCAGCGGAGACGGUCCGUCCCUCCCACUACCGGGACGUGGUGCUACUGGAGGGGGGCGACGCAGCCGCUGCCACCCUGGGUCCGCUGUUUGCACGGAGGGUACGGCAGGUCCGGGAACAGCAGCAGCAGGCGGAGGGAGAGAGAGCGGCGGCGGCAGCGGUGAAGCAGGAGGAGGGCGGGGAGGCGACUGCUUGGGUGGCGGCGGUGGAGACGGCGGGACGAGAGAUGCUGCGUGCCUUCGCCCCGGAGUUCCUGCUGUUGCGGCUGGACGGUCCCUGGCUGUGGGGCGCAGUGCGGGGGGCGCUACGGGGGGAGCUGGCGGGGGCGGCAGGAGAGGCGGGAGCAGGAGGAGGAGCAGCAGCAACAGCGGCCGGGGGUGUCCAAUCGUCGCGGCUUGCUGAGCUAGUGGUGAGCAACACACCCUCAUGGGCUCGGCAGCAGCAGAAGCAGCAGGAGCAACCACAGCAGCAGAAGCAGAAGCAGGGCAGGAAGGGAGCAACGCCGGGCGGCACAACCGGGGCGGCAGGGGCGGGGGCGGCUCCCCGGAAGGGGCCGGGGGCUGCGGCCGGGAGGGGCCGGGCGGGGGCGGCGGAGGCAGGCGUGAAGGAGGCGGCGGCCGCAAGGUCCCCUCGCAAGUCCACUGCAAGGGCGGCAGGCGGCCGCUGCAGCAGCCGGGCCGUCAAGCCAGAGGAGGGGGAGGAGCUUGCGGGCGAGCAGCCGCCGGAGCAGCAGGCCGGGUCCCAGCAGCAACCGCAGAAGCCACAGCAGCUGGAGAAUGGGGAAGAGGCGGCAGCGGCAGCGGCGGGCGGGGCCGGCAGGGGCACUGGGGCCAAGCGGCGCCGCACGCAGGGCGAGGGGGC